UCUUUUUAUCUAUAUAUCUACGUAUAUGCUGUCAUCAUAUCAUAUUUGAUAAAUAAAGCUUCCGCGCGCUGAUAAACUGUAUGACAUUGAAAUCUGAAUACUUACUUUAAAACAUUUAUCAUAAGCACUUUUUAUUGGGCAAUGUAACGUCGAUCGAGUUAGGCAGAUGCCAGGAAAAGGCCUGCUACUCCUACUUUUGGAUUAGGGUUUCUAUCAGCGUACGCCAUUUCAUUUUCUUCUUUCCAGAAAACGCCUUCUACCUCUUUCAAUAUCGUGCAUUUCAAUUCCUAGUUGAAAUUUUCGCGCUCUCGACAAGCAUUUUGAAGUGUAUGUGCUUAUUGUUGGCAUCAAUGGCAGAAAAGGGGCAAGGACGGGCGAUUGGGAUCGAUUUGGGGACGACGUAUUCGUGUGUGGCAGCGUGGCAGCACGAACGCGUUGAGAUUAUAGCGAAUGAUCAGGGAAAUCGCACCACGCCGUCUUACGUCGCCUUCACCCACUCCGAGCGUCUCAUAGGAGACGCCGCCAAGAAUCAAGUCGCCAAUAAUCCCAUUAACACUAUUUUCGAUGCUAAGAGGCUGAUCGGUCGUAAUUUCAACGACCCAACGGUUCAGAGUGACAUGAUACUUUGGCCAUUCAAGGUCAUUGCUGACCCCACCAACAAGCCUAUGAUAGUAGUAACAUACAAAGGAGAGGAGAAGCAAUUUGCAGCUGAGGAGAUCUCCUCAAUGGUGCUCACCAAGAUGAAGGAUGUCGCCGAGGCAUAUGUUGGAGAGACGGUGAACAAUGCCGUCGUCACCGUGCCUGCUUAUUUCAAUGACUCUCAGCGUCGUGCAACCAAGGAAGCGGGAGUCAUUGCCGGUCUUAAUGUUAUGAGGAUCAUCAAUGAGCCUACUGCUGCAGCCAUCGCAUACCUUGUGGAUAAACGAGCUACGAUCCAUGGGGAAAAAAAUGUGCUCAUUUUCGACCUUGGUGGUGGCACGUUUGAUGUGUCUUUGGUGACGAUUAAGGCUGCAGGUACUUUACAAGUGAAGGCUGUUUCUGGAGAUACUCAUCUUGGAGGCGAGGACAUGGACAACAGGAUGGUGAAUCACUUCAUCAAAGAGUUCAAGCACAAGAAGAAUAAAGAUAUUAGUGAGAAUCCAAGAGCUAUUAGGAGAUUAAGGAGUGCUUGUGAAAGGGCCAAGAGAAUCCUUUCCUCCACCGUCGAAACCCAUAUUGAGAUUGAAUCAUUGUUUGAGGGGUUUGAUUCCAUUUCGACUAUCACUCGUGCUAAAUUUGAGGAACUUUGCAUGGAUUUAUUCAACACAUGUAUAGAGCAGGUUAAGGUGUGUUUGCAGGAGGCAAAGAUGGAGAAGAGCAGCGUCCAUGAUAUUGUGUUGGUGGGCGGGUCGAGCAGAAUUCCCAAGAUCCAGCAGAUGUUGCAGGAGUUGUUCGAUGGGAAAAAGGUGUGCAAGAGCAUUAACCCGGAUGAAGCUGUGGCUUAUGGCGCUGCCGCGCUUGCUGCUCAAUUGAGUGGUGAAGGCGAUGAUAAGGUGCGAGAAUUGGUUCUUUUGGAUGUUACUCCGUUGCCCCUUGGUAUUGGACUUGAUGGAGAUUUGAUGGCCGUGUGUAUUCCGAGGAAUACACCUAUCCCAACAAGGAAGGAAAGAAAAGAUGUCUUCACAACGAAGGACAAUCAGACUAGUGUUUCAUUUCCGGUGUACGAGGGGGAAAGAAGCAGGGCAUCAGACAACAAUCUGCUAGGGAGAUUCACGCUCACAGGCAUUCCAGCGGCUCCCCGGGGUGCAAUUUGUUUCAAUGUGUGCUUCGACAUUGAUGCGAAUGGUAUCCUGAACGUGUCGGCGGGAGAGGCAACGAGUGGACAGAAUAACAACAUCACCAUCAACAGCUACAUGGGUAGGCUGUCCAAGGAGCAAAUAGAGAAGAUGGUUGACGGGGCUGACAAGUACAAGAGGGAAGAUGAGGAGCAUAAGAAGAAUGUUGCGGCCAAGUAUGCCGUGGAGGACUACGCCUACAACACGAGGAACGCCAUCAGAUGUGCAGCCAAGCUCACAGAAGACGACAAGAAGAAGAUGGAAGAUGCUUUCAAGUCUUUUAUACAAUGGUUGGGCUCAAACAAACUUGCAGAAGCUGAUGAUUACAAAAAUAAGAUGAAGGAGCUCAAGACCAUUUUCAAUCCCAUCAUUGCCAAGAUGGAUUAAGAAUGAAACUUGAGAGUUUGGUUUUGUUCCUUUUUGCCUGUAUGUGUCUGCCAUGUAACUUAAGGACCCAUUUCACUCACUAUAUCAGACUUUAA
This is a messenger RNA of Salvia miltiorrhiza (redroot sage), 2296 nucleotides long. RefSeq names its product heat shock cognate 70 kDa protein-like. Gene Ontology annotation, cellular component: cytoplasm. The record is from RefSeq and is a predicted model, not a curated record. NCBI's taxonomy places the organism in Eukaryota, Viridiplantae, Streptophyta, Magnoliopsida, Lamiales, Lamiaceae. The coding region runs from base 330 to 2201 and encodes 623 amino acids. Gene Ontology annotation, molecular function: ATP hydrolysis activity; misfolded protein binding; ATP binding. Gene Ontology annotation, biological process: cellular response to unfolded protein; protein refolding. The transcript is spliced from 2 exons.